Molecule: messenger RNA, 2185 nt
Organism: Astyanax mexicanus (Mexican tetra)
Lineage: Eukaryota; Metazoa; Chordata; Actinopteri; Characiformes; Acestrorhamphidae
Gene: wee2
Product: WEE2 oocyte meiosis inhibiting kinase
Exons: 12
Coding region: 321-1997 (558 amino acids)
Biological process (GO): regulation of meiosis I; mitotic cell cycle; protein phosphorylation
Cellular component (GO): nucleus
Molecular function (GO): magnesium ion binding; non-membrane spanning protein tyrosine kinase activity; ATP binding
Source: RefSeq, a predicted model, not a curated record
AAAACUUGUGACCAGAACUGAGAACAACUGUUCUUAGUUUCAUCUACACCUCUGGGGAAAAAAAUUAAGAGACUACUUUAGUUUCUAAAUCAGUUUAUUUUUUAAAUUGGUUUAUUUUUUCUGGCCUGGACAAUACCUCUCAUCUGUGAUAGAAUGGUUUUUAGAAUUUCAAAAUUGCAAUAAGAAGCUUAAAAAUUAAUGUUUGUCUUAGAUUGCCCUUAUUUGUAUAUAGAUGUGCUGAGAGUAAGAGACUCACUCAAACUGUGGCAGUGACAGUUUUACACCUGGUCAUGUAUAUUGUGUAUCCAGAUAAGAUCUAAAUGAGGUGGUCAAAGAUGGCGGGCCUAAACGAGAAGGCAAUUCAGCAGCACUUAAACUUCUCAAGCUGCGGGGAGGAGGACAGCAGUGACAGCAGCGUGGAAGACUGGGCACUAAUAAGUGUACCACUAAGAAGCCCCUCCUCAACCUGUAGGACCCCCAGAGUGCAGCGCCAUCAUGCCAGGGGUGUCUCCCCAUCUGCACCCACCUCACCCAUACCUUACUCUGCCUGGAGAAAACUAAGACUCUGUGACUCUCCCAGUACUCCUAAGAGUCUGCUGUCCAAGUCGGCACUGUCCUACUCCAGCACCAAACCUUGUCGCAGCCAGAGGCUACUGUGCCUUUCCAGUACCUCUGACCGAGUACCUGGUGUAAACGUCAACCCUUUUACUCCAGACACAGUGAGGAGAAAUGGUGAACACUGCAAAAGGAAGAGCCGUAGGAGUGAUUGUGAUGACGAGGAUGACGGACACAGGUCUAAGGAGGCCCACACAUCAUCUGAGGACGAAAGCUAUUUCCUCCCAUCAAAGAGGCCAGCAGUGCCAGCACUCAUGCUGUCACGCUUUGAGAGCGAGUUCCUGGAGCUGGGCCGGAUCGGCGUGGGCGAGUUUGGUGCCGUUUAUCGCUGUGUGAAGAGGCUGGAUGGCUGCAUGUAUGCCAUCAAGCGCUUGCGCAGGCCUCUCGCAGGCUCAUCCAAUGAGCAGCUGGCCUUAAAGGAGGUGUAUGCCCAUGCUGUACUGGGACAUCACCCGCAUGUUGUACGUUAUUACUCUGCCUGGGCUGAAGAUGACCACAUGAUCAUUCAGAAUGAAUACUGCGAUGGUGGGAGCCUCCUUGAUGUUAUCACUGAGAAAGAAGAGCAGGGAGAGUUCUUUCGGGAGCCAGAAUUAAGGGAUCUGCUGCUUCAGGUCUCAAUGGGGCUUAAAUACAUUCACACCUCGGGCCUGGUGCACCUAGACAUCAAACCCAGCAACAUUUUCAUCUGCUAUCGGCCCAGCUGUAGUACUGGAGCAGUGGGAGACAGUGAAGAGGAAGAUGAUUCGUACCCUUCAUCCCCUUCAUCUGGGGUUGUUUAUAAAAUUGGAGACCUGGGACAUGUGACCUCUGUUUCUAGCCCUCAGGUGGAGGAGGGUGACAGUCGCUUCUUGGCUGGUGAAGUUCUACAUGAGGACUAUACUCAGCUACCCAAGGCAGACAUCUUUGCCCUGGGACUGACUGUGUUGUUGGCAGCUGGAGCGCCACCUCUGCCUCAGAAUGGAGAUGAGUGGCACCAUCUCAGACAGGCUCACUUACCCAGCCUGCCCCAGGAGUUGAUGCCACACUUGAGAAAUCUUUUACAGAUGAUGCUGGACCCUGAUCCUGCUGUGAGGCCGUCUGCGUCUGCAUUGUGCAAGCACCCGGUGCUGCGCAGAGAGAGGGCUGGAAAACUGGCUGCACAGCUGCGCAGAGAGCUCAACGUGGAGAAGUUCAGGACAGCCAUGCUAGAAAGGGAACUUCAGGAGGCUCGUUUAGCUGCAACCUCACCUCAGCCUCCACCUCUUCCCUCUGGACAGAUCCCCUCAGGACAGCCCUCCUCCACCUCCUCAAACUUCUCUGCAGGGUCUCUUCCUAAGCCAGGACGUAGGCUGGUGGGCAGAAGUGUUGCUCGUUCUAUGAGUUUUGGCUGCCUGGGCCGCUGACCUUUUUGUUUCCUGGUUUAUGUGCAAUGCUGGUCUGACAGCGUUUUUAUUUUUAGAUGUUUUUCACCAUGCUGUGUGUCUGUGAACCUGAACUGUCCCAGACUGAUUUUUCAUUUCAGUGAAAAGUUUAUGCUUUUUAUUGACAUGGUUGGCUUAUUUUAUCCUUGUAAAUAAAGAUUUUAAACGUU